Molecule: messenger RNA, 873 nt
Organism: Saccharomycodes ludwigii
Lineage: Eukaryota; Fungi; Ascomycota; Saccharomycetes; Saccharomycodales; Saccharomycodaceae
Gene: MRPS28
Product: mitochondrial 37S ribosomal protein uS15m
Exons: 1
Coding region: 1-873 (290 amino acids)
Biological process (GO): translation
Cellular component (GO): ribosome
Molecular function (GO): structural constituent of ribosome
Source: RefSeq, a predicted model, not a curated record
AUGCUAUCUAGGUCCAUAAUCAAUAAUGCUACCCUUCAAACUCGUUUAUUUGGUACUACCUCAAUAUGUCAAGGUAUUAAAGCUGUCAAAUUUUUAAAAGCUCAAAAACGUAAACAAUUGAAUCAAGCUAAGCAAUUAACUUUACAUAAUUCUUUAGCUACCGAGGUUGAUCCGGUCUUGGGUCAUGAAGAUAAUCCAUUUAUCGCACGUAUAAUGGCUGAAAUUAAAGAACCAAAUGUUUUAGCUAAUAAUUUUGCUAAAGAAGAAGUAGAUAAAUUUUUAGGAUUAGUAGUGUCUACUGGACUAAAGGACCAAUUAGGCGACCAAAUGAAUACCGUUUUGGAUAAUAACGAUUUCAAUACUCAGAUUGCAAAUAGGAGAGAUUCAAUUUUAAGGAUUUUAAAUAUAAAAAAUAAUAGCGACAAGGAUGCUAUGAAGCUAGCUAUCAGAUUAGCACGUGAGGAGUUUCAAAGAUUUCCUGGAGAUACUGGAUCCAGUGAAGUCCAAGCUGCUUGCAUGACAGUUCGUAUCCAUAAGCUAGCCAAACAUAUUAAGGAACACAAGAAAGAUUAUUCCAACACUAGGAUAUUAAGAAUGUUGGUUCAACAAAGACAAAGCAUCUUAAGAUAUUUAAAAAAAGAUAAUCCCGAGAGGUAUUAUUGGACUAUUGAAAAAUUAGGUUUAAAUGAUUCUGCUGUGGUUCACGAAUUCAAUAUGGAUAAACGUUAUAUGCAAGAUUUCAACUUUUUUGGUGAUAACCGUAUUUUAAUUAAGGAGUCCAAGAAGGUUGCUGAACAAAAACGUAAAGAAUCUCGUAAACAAAAGAAAGCCAAUAAAGUAAACCAUCAACAACAAGAAGCAGCACAGCAAUAA